Molecule: messenger RNA, 2763 nt
Organism: Ogataea angusta
Lineage: Eukaryota; Fungi; Ascomycota; Pichiomycetes; Pichiales; Pichiaceae
Exons: 1
Coding region: 1-2763 (920 amino acids)
Biological process (GO): protein import into nucleus
Cellular component (GO): cytoplasm; nucleus
Molecular function (GO): nuclear import signal receptor activity; small GTPase binding
Source: RefSeq, a predicted model, not a curated record
AUGCCCACAUGGACGCCUAACGCACAGGCGUUGGAUCAGAUUGUGUUGAUUCUUGCAGGGACUUUAUCUUCUGACACCAACGUGCGAUUGCAAGCUACGAAUGCUCUAGAAAAAGCAAGACAGGAAACAGAUUUUGACAACUACCUUUUGCAUAUUUUGAUCAAUGGACAAUCCCUCGAGUCCCAAGUUAGGGCAUCUGCGGGGCUCAUGCUGAAAAAUGACCUCAUCAAGAACCUCCAGUCAAAAUCAGAGGAUUUAAAAUCACAUAUAUUACAAGAGAUCCCUAAAGGGCUGUUGGACUCGCAGAACCUGGUGAGAAACAUUACAGGGAAUGUCAUUACAACACUUUUUUCGAUAUUCGGUGUCCGUCAGUGGCCCAACAUCUUGCCCAACCUCAUGGAGCUCGCCUCUGGUGCUGCAGGUACUGCAGAGUCGCAGGAGGGAGCUAUGAGUGCUUUGUUGAAGAUCUGUGAAGAUUCUGCUCGUCUCUUGGACCGCGAAUAUAAUGGGGAGCGGCCUGUAAAUUUUAUGGUGCCGCAGUUUAUUGAACUUACUGGUUCCCCAAAUCCGAAAGUGAAAGCGAGCGCAAUUGGGUGUAUCAACCAGAUUCUGACUAUAAAAUCACAAAGUAUGUUCAUCCAUCUGGAUGACUUCAUGGCGCGUUUAUUUGGUCUUGCAACGGAUGAAGACUCUAACGUAAGAACCAAAGUUUGUACUGCAUUUGCCAGUAUCCUCGAAGAGCGUCCGGACAAGCUUAUGCCUCAUUUGGACGGCGUCAUCAACUACUGUAUUCAUUCGAUGGGAGACUCGAACGAGGAAGUGGCUCUGGAAGCAUGUGAGUUCUUGCUGAAUUUGGCAACAUCGGACAUGCCUGAGACGAUAGUCAAAUCCAAGAUUCCAAUUUUAAUCCCAGUGCUUUUGGAGAAGAUGGUGUACUCUGAGAUGAAUGUGUUUUUAAUUGAAAACUCCGAUGAGCAAGAGAAUGAGAAUGUCGAGGACAAAGACGACGACAUCAAGCCUCAGAUGGCUAAAGGAAAAGAAGCUCACAAGCUUGCUAGCAAAAACACCACCAACAAUGAACAAGAAGAAGACUCGGACGAUUCUGACGACGAGGACGACAUCGAUGGGUCCAUGGAGUGGAAUUUGAGAAAAUGUUCAGCUGCCACCAUGGAUAUUUUAGCUACCAACUACCCCUAUGAGGUGUUGGAGGUUUCUCUUCCAAUUAUCAGGGAGAGAAUAGUUUCUCCACAGUGGCCGAUAAGAGAAGCCUCGAUUCUCGCUUUGGGAGCAAUUGCCGAGGGCUGUUUGGACCAAGCUUCUGCAGAGCUGCCAUCUUUGAUUCCAUUUUUGGUGGAAAGACUGAAAGAUUCUGAGACCCGGGUCCGUCAAAUCACGUGCUGGACGCUGGGCCGCUACUCUUCGUGGGUGUGUUCUGAAGCAUUGAGCGGAGGCUCCUGUGCUAACUACUUUGCUCCAACGUUCCAGUCGAUUAUGGAAUGCGCCUUGGACACAAAGAAGGUUGUUCAGGAGAGCGCCUGUUCCUCGCUGGCCGACUUCAUCGACUCAGCUCAGCCCGAGUUGCUUACUGAGUUUGUCGAGCCAUUGCUGCGCCAUUUCCAGGCUUAUUUCAAGAAAUACCAACGGAAAAACCUCAUCAUUCUUUACGACACCGUGCAAACGUUCGCCGAGAAGGUUGGCGACCAACUGUGCUACAAGCCAGACUAUAUCGAAAUUCUGCUGCCGCCACUCAUAGAGAAAUGGCAGCAGCUGACCGAUAACGACAAGGAUUUGUGGCCGCUGUUGGAGUGUAUGUCGUCCGUUGCAGCUGCUUUGGGCGAGUCGUUUGCUCCGUACGCGGUACCUGUUUACGAGCGUGCAUUCCGUAUUUUGGCGAUGAGCAUUGAGCAGGCAAGAUUGUCGAAUGACAAUCCAGGCUUCGAGGCCCCUGAGAAGGAUUUCAUCGUCACUUCCCUAGACCUGAUCGAUGGCCUGGUCCAAGGCCUUAAACAACACAGCGCUCAGCUUAUUCAGCAAUUUGACACCAAUGAGGUGUCGCUGAUGAAGCUCGUGAUAUACUGCUUCGACGACCCUACAGACGACGUUCGUCAGAGUGCAUAUGCUCUUCUCGGAGAUUUUGCUAUCUUUCUAAUGGAACCUCUUGUGGUUCCGCAUUUACACCAGGUGAUGGUCUGUAUCGGGAACGAGGUGACGAAUAGGACCUUCCGCUCUAGCGCAGCCUGCAACAACGCGGUGUGGGCGCUGGGUGAAAUGUGUCUACGUCUUUCCGCAGACAUCUUCAAGCAGUACAUUGCAAACUUCAUGAAUGUGCUGAUUCCUCUUCUUCUGAGCACUGACGUGGAACAAACGAUUCUUGAUAACACCUCCAUCACCAUUGGACGCAUGGGGGUCCACAACGCUGCAGAUAUGGGACCGUAUGUUCCUCAGGUGCUUGUCACUUGGUGCUCGUUCAUGAAAUACCUGGAAGAAAACGACGAAAAAGAAACAUCUUUCGAAGGAAUGUGUAACAUCAUCACAACCAACCCAACUUCCUUGAACCCACACGAUGUUUCCGGGCGCAUGGCUAUCAAGCACUUCAUCGAUUGCAUCGCAUAUUACGAGGCUCCAUCCAAUAGACUGGGAAGCAAGCUACAUCUCCUUCUUAGCGGCUUCAAGAGCGGAUUAGGGGACGCGGAGUGGAACGCGCUGUUGUCCGAGCUAGAUCCCUUUGUUGGCGAGAUCCUUAAGAUGAAGUACGGGGUGUAG